AUGGGGGUGACGGGGACACUCGUGGUGGCCCUGGGGACGCUGCUGCUGCUGGGGGGCCCCGCGGCGCCGGCCCCUGCCCCGCAGCAUCCCUGGGGCCAGGCUCUGGCCUCGCUGCUCCGGCUCCUGAACCUGCUCCCGGGCGCCCCCUUGGGGACAGUGGCGGCACCAGCGCCCCCCCCCGGCACCGGCACCGACCUGGGACCCCCCCACGGGCCGGGGACGUGGCUCCGGGCACCGGGGACACGGACACAGGGACAAGGGGAACGGAUACAGGGAUAUGGGGAACGACCCCAAGGAGCAGGGACAUGGACACAGGGACAAGGGACAUGGGCACAGGGACAUGGGGAACAACCCCAAGGAGCAGGGACAUGGACACAAGGACAUGGGGAACGUCCCCAAGAAGCAGGGACAUGGACACAAGGACAUGGGGAACGUCCUCAAGGAGCAGGGACAUGGACACAAGGACAAGGGGAACAUCCCCAAGGACCAGGGACAUGGACACAGGGACAAGGAGAACGUCCCCAAGGAGCAGGGACAUGGACACAGGGACAAGGGGAACGUUCCCAAGGAGCAGGGACAUGGACACAGGGACAAGGGGAACGUCCCCAAGGAGCAGGGACGCGGCUCCAGGCACUGGGGACACGGACCCAGGACCAUGGGACAUGGAUCCAAGCACAAGGGACACGGAUACAGGGACAAGGGCCACGUCCUCAAGGGCCAUCCCAAGGUCCCCAGGCCCAGGGGUGGCCUCGGAGCUCCAGCGAGAGCAGGAGCAGGAGCAGGAGCAGGGUGAUGCCACCAGACCCUGGGGACAUCGGGAGCCAGGACACAUCCCGGGACACUGAGGACAGUGAGAGCCGAGGUUGGGGACACUCGGAGGAGCUGCAGGAGGUGGCAUAGAGCUGUCCCCAUGUCCCCAUAUUGAUCCUGUGUCCCAAUGUCCCCAUAUCCCCAUGUCCCCAUAUCCCCAUAUCCAUAUAUCCCAAUGUCCCCAUGUCCCUAUAUUGAUCCUGUGUCCCAAUGUCCCCAUAUCCCCAUAUCCCCAUGUCCCCAUGUCCCCAUAUCCCCAUAUCCCCAUGUCCCCAUAUCCCCAUAUCCCCAUAUCCCUAUAUCCCAAUGUCCCAUAUCCCCAUAUUGAUCCUUUGUCCCCACAUCCUCAUAUUGUCCCCAUCCCAUGUCCCCAUUAAAGGUGGAAGCAGCAUCA
Molecule: messenger RNA, 1204 nt
Organism: Strigops habroptila (Kakapo)
Lineage: Eukaryota; Metazoa; Chordata; Aves; Psittaciformes; Psittacidae
Product: translation initiation factor IF-2-like
Exons: 3
Coding region: 1-900 (299 amino acids)
Source: RefSeq, a predicted model, not a curated record